UGGCGUUCAAAGGCGGAGUAAACUGUGAGAAUAACAACCGGUGGCUCUGUGGACAAGCAGCACCUCUGUGGUCGACUGUACCUGGUUUGUCUGUCCCGUUCACACGUCCAGCAUGGCUUGGACCAAAUAUCAGCUGUUCCUUGCGGGACUGAUGCUCACAACCGGGUCUCUCAACACAUUAUCGGCAAAAUGGGCUGACAUGUUCUCAGCGAAAGGUUGCCAUGGCGAUCCUGAACAUUCAUUCUCCCACCCGUUCGUCCAGGCAGUGGGGAUGUUUCUGGGUGAGCUGAGCUGUCUCGCCGUCUUCUACAUCUUACUUUGCCAUGACAAACGUAGGCCACAGCCCACAAUGAACCCCGGCCAGAACUUCAACCCUCUCCUCUUCUUCCCACCCGCCAUGUGUGACAUGACAGCUACCUCCAUCAUGUAUGUUGCUCUCAACAUGACCAGCGCCUCCAGCUUCCAGAUGCUGCGUGGGGCCGUCAUCAUCUUCACCGGUCUGCUCUCUGUAGCGUUCCUGGGCCGACGCCUUGCACCCAGUCAGUGGAUCGGCAUCCUCAUGACCAUCCUCGGCCUGGUGAUCGUGGGCCUUGCCGACUUCUUCAGCGGGCACCACGAUGACGAGCACAAACUCAGUGACGUCAUCACGGGAGACCUUCUGAUCAUCAUGGCUCAGGUCAUUGUUUCAGUGCAAAUGGUCCUGGAGGAAAAGUUUGUCUAUAAGCACGAUGUCCAUCCACUUCGGGCCGUUGGUACUGAAGGUUUCUUUGGGUUCGUCGUACUGUCGCUGCUUCUCAUCCCAAUGUAUUUCAUCGGCGUUGGCGCGUUCAGCGACAACCCGCGCCACGUCCUCGAGGACGCGCUGGACGCCUUCUGUCAGAUCGGCCACAAGCCUCUCAUCCUGUUGGCUCUGCUGGGCAACACCGUCAGCAUCGCCUUCUUCAACUUCGCCGGGAUCAGCGUCACUAAAGAGAUCAGCGCCACCACCCGCAUGGUGCUGGACAGCCUGCGCACACUGGUCAUCUGGGUGGUGAGCCUGGGGCUGGGUUGGGAGCAGUUUCACGGCCUGCAGGUGCUCGGCUUCCUGGUCCUACUGGCGGGCACGGCGCUCUACAAUGGACUGCACCGCCCCCUGCUGGCCAGGUUACCGUGCUGUGCAAGGAUGGCGAGCGCAGUGGAGGAGAACGGCCAGGGGGAAAGAGAGAGACUGCUGGGAGACGGCAGGGUGCAGGCAGGCGACGAGAGCUAAAACAGACGGAGGUUGGACUGCCUGUCAGAAACACUGCACCUUUUAUGUAUGCUGUGCAUUUUAUAUUGUUUAUGGUCACAACUCAGAUUUUAACUGACCUCACACAGUGCUGUCAAAAGUUAAAGGAAUAGUUCAGCAUUUUGGGAAAUUGUACAGCCACACUGACAAGAGUAGUAUUUAAACUAACUGUGUAAAAAAAAUGAAAAGAAAAGAAGUUCCCAAAUUCCCAAACUAUUCCUUCAAAGAAACAGCUGGUAGAGAGCGACAUUGGCAGGAGCUUUUAUAAUAGAAUAUGUUGUUUAAUGGAUUCAGUCUAUUUGGACAUGGACAGUUCGGUCCUGUCCGUAUGAAACGAGACAAAAACAAUUAGAGCCAGUGUCAACAUUUGCUCCUGACCUUCUUUUGUUUUACUUUUUUUAUUUUUUUAUGGGAACUCAUACUGACAUGGUGCUAAAUCACUGAAGCGCAUGUUUAUGAAAAUCACACGAGAUACACAUGUGUAUUUAAUUUCCUUUAGAAGUUUUAUGCUGGUUUUCUUAAACAGAUUGUUACAUAUCUGUUAAUGAUUUUAAAAUGUGCUCAAAUGCUUGUCCCUCUGAGGUUUUAUUUUGAAAAUGUUGCUGACUGUGCCAAAGUUCUUUUUCAAUGUGUGCACUGUAAGAUAGUUAAAUUCCUUUGUCAUCAAAAUGCAGACACAUUUUCUUAACCUCAGUUCAGUUGAAAAGUGUUGAAGCUGUUUUAGAGGAACACGUUUGUAUAUUUGCUCUCUGAUUCCUGUUGAGUUAUUUGUACAAAUGUAUGAAACACUCAGAGCAACUGCACCAAGUGAAUUGCACUUGUGAUUGUAAAUCCUGCUUCUCCUUCUCGGUUUAGUAGUUUAGGGUGUUGGCUGUAACGUACAGUCAGAAAAAAGGGAACUGUCAUCGAUUAAAUCACACUUGUUAAAUGGUG
Acanthopagrus latus (yellowfin seabream) is the source of this 2200-nucleotide messenger RNA. It is a transcript of the gene slc35f6, whose product is annotated as solute carrier family 35 member F6. The record is from RefSeq and is a predicted model, not a curated record. Bases 113 to 1249 code for a protein of 378 amino acids. Gene Ontology annotation, molecular function: transmembrane transporter activity. The transcript has 6 exons. Gene Ontology annotation, cellular component: intracellular membrane-bounded organelle; membrane. Gene Ontology annotation, biological process: transmembrane transport. Lineage: Eukaryota; Metazoa; Chordata; Actinopteri; Spariformes; Sparidae.